Molecule: messenger RNA, 2850 nt
Organism: Rotaria sordida
Lineage: Eukaryota; Metazoa; Rotifera; Eurotatoria; Philodinida; Philodinidae
Source: the annotation of a GenBank genome assembly
AUGAACUCAAAUAUUGCAUUGAUCAUCUCAAGCAAUCUUGUUGAAUUGAUUGUACCAUCAAUUUACGAAUUAUCACAUAUUCAGAUGAUAUAUAUUCAUAAUACUAAUAAUUCGAAAGAGAAAUGUGAGUUGAUAAAGCAAUUAUCAUCGAAAAUUGUCGACAUCUAUGAUAAUAUAAAUCAAUUGAUAGUAAAAUUAUUUAACGAUAAUCUUUUUCCAUCAUUACCUAUCAGUAUUAUUAAUCCUCAGACGAUUAAAGAAACAUCUAUUAGAGAUUUAACAAAUGAACAAGCAACAUUCAUGUGGUUUCAAUUAUUAUUAGAAAUUCUCUUACAAAUGCCGCAAACAAUAGAUUCAAAAAAUGAAAUGAUGAAUGAAUGUUUGCUCAAUUAUGAAAAUGACGAAAUAGAAAAAAAGAAAAUUAUUGAAUUUCAACAAACAUAUUCGUCUGAUACUUGUAUUCGUUGGUACACACGUGAUACGUUUUUGUAUCGUUUAUUAAAUAGAGCAUUGCGCACUCAAAAUAUAAACAAUAUAUUUAAGUUUCGUUUUUUUAUUAAAGAUCUUUAUCAACAAUUAGAAAAUCUAGCAGCAAAUAACGAAAUGAAUACUAGUGUUUCAAUUAUGUAUCGUGGACAAAUGAUAGCACGAGAAGAGUUACAGAAAUUGCAAGACAACAUAAAUGGACUUAUAUCGGUAAACACAUUUUUUUCAACAACUUUAUCUUGUAAUGUUGCUACUGAUUUUUCUGGUAAUGGCAUGGGUCGUCCUCAAUUCGAAUCAGUUGUAUUUGAAAUAAAUGUAAAUCAAAAACGACUAACAAAACCAUUUGCUCAUAUUCACCAUUAUUCAUAUAAUACUGAUGAAAACGAAGUAUUGUUUUCAAUGGGUACAAUAUUUCGUAUUGAUAGUAUCGAAUUAUUAACUGAUGAAAUAUGGUUUGUAAAACUAAUAUUGAAUGAAGAAGAAGAUAAAAAUUCAAGUGAUUUGAUUAAUCAUUUUAAAAAGGAAAUUAACCAAACUGAACAUCAUUUAAUGACAUUGGGAAAAUUCUUAUAUUUAAUGGGUGAUUUAGAUAAAGCAGAAAAAUAUUAUCGCCUUUUUCUUGAUCAAAUAUUGUCAUCAAAAUUACUGUUCGAUAAUACUUAUCAUCAUAAUGAAAUGAUUGCAAUGCUUUUUAAUGAUCUUGCUUUAGUAUAUAAUGCCAGAGGAAAUUUUGAAUUAGCCUUAAAAAAUUAUCAGCAUGCUCUUGAUAUUUAUUUAUCAUUGGAACCAAUGAAUCCAAUUUCAAAUACAGCAAUCUAUAGUAAUAUUGGAAAUGUUCUUAUCGAAUUGGGUGACUAUCAGAAAGCUUUUAAGAUGUAUAAUACAGCACUUGAACUACGAUUGCUCUAUUCUUCGAUUAUUCAAGAUGAGCCUGGUCUCGCACAAAUCUAUAAUAAUAUAGCUGUUUGUUAUAAUCAAAAUGGUCAGUAUAAUCGUUCAAUUGAAAACUUUGAAAAGUCAAUUAAUAUUAAACUAAAAUAUUUGCCUUCAAAUCAUCCAUCACUUGGAAUAACCUACAGUAAUCUGAGUGACCUAUAUAGAGCAAAUGGUGAUUAUGAAAUGGCAUUGAAAUAUUGUCAGCAAGCACUUGAUAUUCAUGUGUUGGUAUUACCAAAAGAUCAUAUAGAUCUUGCAACAACAUAUAAUGCUAUGGCUAACAUAUAUAUUGAUAGUGGAAAUUCAAUAAAAGCUAAAGAAAAUUAUGAGAAAGCACUUGAAAUUAUAUUAAAUCAAAUGCUGCAACAACAUCAACUCUUAAAUACUAUCUAUAAUAAUAUUGCCAAUAUUUAUAUGAAUGAAUGUCACUAUGAACUUGCAAUCAAAUACUAUAAACUUGCACUUGAUAAAAUUGACUCUUCAAACUUAACAAAUCAUGCUGUUAUUUACAAUAAUCUCGGAGAAAUUUAUCGUAAAAUUGGUAAUUAUAUGGAAGCAUUAAUUAAUCAUAAAAAAGCGCUUGAUAUUCGAAUGACAUUGUAUCCUUCGCUUGAUCAUAUUGAUCUUGCACAAUCAUAUCAUAACGUUGGAAUAGUAUUUUGUGACAAUGGACAAUACGACACAGCUUUAGAUUGCUUUAAGUCGGCACUUGACAUCAAAGAAAAAAUAUUGAAUCCUAACCACUCAUCUAUUGCUAAAACAUACAUGAACAUUGCUGAAAUAUAUCGAAAACAGUGGAAUUAUAUUGAAUCAUUGAAAUAUAAUGAGAAGGCGUUGAAAAUUGAAAAACAACAAUCACCUCUUAAUAAUUCGGACUUGGCAACUAUUUAUAACAAUAUUGGUUUAACAUAUUUGGACGAAAAUAAUUUUAUAUUAGCGAUGGAAAAUUUUCAACAGUCACUUGAUCUAAAAUUGAAAUCAUCCGAUUCAAAUGAUUUAUCACUUUCAAUGACAUAUAUAAAUAUAGCAACAGUUUAUAGUGAAAAAAGUGAUUAUACAAGUGCAUUAGCUUAUUUACAACGAGCUUUAAACAUUAAAUUGCAACAUCUUCCACCUAAUCAUUUGGAAUUUGGUUUAUUAUAUAAUAAUAUUGGAGCAAUAUAUUUGAAAGCUCAACAUUUUAUUGAUGCAUGUGAAAGUUUUAAGCACGCGUUAGGCAUUUAUUUACAAAAUCCAUUAUCAAAUACGUCUGAAAUUGCAACGAUAUUCAGUAACAUUGGAGCAUUGUAUCAAUUAAAUGGUGAAUAUAAAUUGGCCAAAGAAAACUAUGAAAACUCAUUAUUAUAUGACUUAAAAUCGUUACCAGAAGAUCAUCCAAGUAUUAUACAAACCAAACAGCAAAUAUCAUUGAUCGAUACACUUCUCUGA